This is a messenger RNA of Nezara viridula (southern green stink bug), 5246 nucleotides long. Lineage: Eukaryota; Metazoa; Arthropoda; Insecta; Hemiptera; Pentatomidae. The record is from the annotation of a GenBank genome assembly.
GUAGAUUGUAAGUGAAUGAGACUUGCCCAUGUACACUGUGACUCAGUACAUAACAAAACUUUGCUGAGUGUGCAGUGUUUGUUUUUUAUUUUUAAUUGUAAUCGUUAUAAAAAUUGUUAGUAGUGAUUUGUUCUUUAUUGUUGGUUAAAAAAAUUAGUGUUCCGAUUCAGUUGGAACUCUCUUUAGUGUUUUAUUAAUUAUUUUUAUUUAACUAUUUAGUGCUUUUAACUCUUUGAUAUUUGUUGAAAAUAUCAAAAGAAACCGAAUGAGAUUCAUUUAAUUUUAAGUCUAUGCUGGAGUCCAAUGAAAGUGCUACUUGAGAGUGAUGUCCAACUAACUACUCAUUUUUGGGGAGCAUCGGACUACAAGGAUAAACUUAGCGUUGCGAUAGGAGAACCUUUGGUUCUGAGCUCAGAUGCCAGUUGGGCGAAUCACAUUCUCCUAGGACACCCUGCUAUGCCCACAGCCACAGGACACAGUGGGGUCAUCCCAAGUAAUGAAGAAUGCGGCAUUCGCGAUGUAUGGGCUCAUAAUCUGAAGGAUGAAUUUAAAGUUAUCAGGAAGAUCAUUCAUAAAUACAAUUAUGUUGCAAUGGACACUGAAUUUCCUGGAGUGGUGGCAAGGCCUAUUGGUGAGUUCCGAAGUUCAGCUGACUAUCAGUAUCAGCUUCUAAGGUGCAAUGUGGAUCUUCUCCGUAUCAUUCAAUUGGGACUUACUUUCUUGGAUGAAAAUGGAAAAGCUCCAGCUGGUCCUUACAGUACCUGGCAGUUCAAUUUUAAAUUUAAUCUCUCGGAAGAUAUGUAUGCUCAGGACAGUAUUGAUCUUCUUCAAAAUUCUGGAAUACAAUUUAAGAAACAUGAAGAAGAUGGUAUCGACCCUGUUGAUUUUGCAGAACUUCUCAUGACCUCAGGGAUCGUCCUGAUGGAGAAUAUAAAGUGGUUAUCCUUUCAUAGUGGCUAUGAUUUUGGAUACCUAUUGAAACUGCUUACGAAUCAGAACUUACCCAAUGAUGAAAGCGAAUUCUUUGAGCUUCUGAAAAUCUACUUCCCUACUGUUUAUGAUGUUAAAUAUCUCAUGAAGAGUUGUAAAAAUUUGAAAGGUGGUCUUCAAGAGGUUGCUGACCAGCUGGAGCUUACGAGGGUAGGACCACAACAUCAAGCUGGCUCGGAUUCGUUAUUGACAGGAAUGGCCUUUUUCAAAAUGAGAGAGAUGUUUUUCGAAGAUAAUAUAGACGAUGGCAAAUACUGCGGUCACUUAUACGGAUUGGGUGCAUCCUUUGUUGUGAACGGUAACAGUUUCCACGACAACGGAGACAACUCAAGUAAUUCAUGAGGUUCGGGGACUAGCAGCCCGCGUGAUUCAGCGCAUGCUUGCCCUCAAACCUCUCUGUAUAUAUAGUGUCUUUUGACAGUUUUCCAACACAAACUGUAAUAUAGUGUGUAAUAAUCUCCUGCGCAUAUUUUUUUAAGUAUAUAUGUUCAUUACUGAUAUAUUGUUUUCUAUUACUUUUUUUUUAAUUAUUAUUAUUAUUAUUACUUUUUUUUAAUUAUUAUUAUUCCGUUUUAAUUUCUAAAGUUAUUUAUUUAUAAUAUCUUGUAAAACAUCUCAUUUGCACUCUCAUAAAAUUUUCUUGAACAAAUCUCGAUUAGAGUGUCCUGAUACCAUUGCAUUAUAAUUUUUUUUUUAAAUUAUAAUUUUUGAUUCUUCGAUGAUUGAACUUUAAUAUGGCCACGCUACUUGUACUGCCUUUUCAGCUUUGAAUUCUACUCAAUAACGGUUAACGACCCUGAGGUUUUCAUUAAACUGUGAUCUGUUGAUACAUUUUUAUUGUGUAAAUAACAACUUGUUAGUAUUGAAAAAAAAAAUGAAAAGAAAGAAAAACAAAAAAAAUCUUGUGAUAUAGUUUUUAUAUUAUGUAUAUUAUGAAAACAUUUUAAUCCGUGAAAUAGAAAUAAUUGUUAAAUAUUUAUUGCUUAUAAUUAUAUAUUACAAAUAUUUAAAAGUUUUUUUUGUUUUUUUUUUAAAUAAUCUUAAUUAAUAUCCGAUUUAUUAAAGUUGUUUACUAUUUAUUAACUUCCCAAAGUAUCACUUUAUAUAUUAUUGUAAACUGGCAUUAUAGUGUAUAUCUAUCAUCGUUAUUGUUAUCUCAUUAUUUUUUAAGAAACUGUAAAAUAACUUGUAAAUAAUAUAAAACUGUGUUUUUAAACUGAAAUGUAUAAUGUCAGUAUAUCUUUGGGAAUGAUUGAAAAUAUUUUUUUUUCAGGAAAUCCGGGUUUGUCCAACCCAGAUUGGGUAGAAAUCUUUGUUCCAUUAUUAUUUAAAAAAUAUACUACAAUAUACAAAUUUGACUUUUUAUAUAUGACCACCAUUGUAAGUACUCUUUUUUCUUAAAUUAGACUAGACUUAAAUUUUAUCAAUUCUAUAUAUAUGCUAAGCAAAUUUCAUUGCACACUUUAUGAAACAAGCGUAUCCUGAUUCUAACUAUCGUAAUUAUAAGAGCCAGUUUAAGGCCCUUAGUCUUGUAAACUGUUAUUGUUUCUCUCGAUUUCACUUUCCUUUUCUUUUUAUUAUUACUUUAUUUUUCUUCAUUUUUUUUUUCGUUUUUUAUAUAGAAAAAUAGUUUGUAAGGAAACCAGAAUUUGUAUUUUGAAAUUUUUGAAAAAUAAAUGAUAAAAUUAAAUGUAGAAAGUCAAUUGUAAAGUGUCAUUAAUUAUUGUUCAAAAUAAACUAAUUUCUCAUUUAUUUGGUUUAUUUAUGUACUAUUAAUAUUCUAGAUCAUAGACUGAAUUAUAUUUUCCCCUUUCUUCCCUUUCUGCCUAUUGGUGCAUCAAUCAAAGGUGAGUCCGAUGUGUAGGGAUGGUAUGGAACUUGUGGAGCCAUUCCAAGGAACUCUAUACACACCUUGCCAUUUGAAACAACUUAAAUAUCGACAACAUGAUGGCUCCGGGUGGAAUUGCUUAGGUGACCUUGGUUUAUUAGUUCCACCGGAGCCGUUGCUGUAUUAGUUCUUAGUUCCAGGCCAGUUCCACUGUUAACAACAUUAUAGUUCCAUUCUAAAUUGUUUAGAUUUGACCUUGGCUUAUUGGCUUCAUAUUAGUUUGUUAGCUUCAAAGGUGAGUCUCAUAGUUCCUAUCUUGCUACUAUUUAUUAGACGUUCAACAAGACAGUUGGACACAAAUAACAGAUUAUAUUAAUUAAAUAUGAAUUUUAUGACAAAAAGUAACUAUUAACAUUCUUGUUAUCAGUUUUAUUAUUUAAAAGAAAAAUUUUCAGUUUCUAAUUUUAGGGUCUUUCAAAAUAUCCAUACCAUAGCUUACUAAGGAGGCUAGACAAAAUUAGUCUUAAGCACACUGUAUAAAGAAAUUAUCAAUGAUUUAACAAAUUUAACUAGGAACUAUUGGGAACAGAAACAGUUCCACAGAAAUCAACUCUACCAACUAUUAUUUUUUUCAUUGCUUUAAUUUUUCAAUUGAUUUUAAAUAAUUUCUUCUCUGAAAAAAAAAACAUGAUAGGCUGUCAAUAUAAUUAAUCCUCCAGUACCAGAUCACUCAAAAUGAGAAAUAAUUGUAUUUUAUUACUUUUAUAGCAAACCAUAUUUCAUUUUAUUGAGUACAGACACACAGAUAUAGUGCAAUAAAUCUGUUUAACUUAAUAUUGCUUUCUAAAUUUAUGUUGAAAAACAAAAGGAGCAUGACAAAAAAAAAAAAAAAAAUGACAAAAAGUGUCUCCAUUUUUCAUACUUAAUGCUAUAAUAUAUCUUUAUAUGUAAAAAUGUAUUUUACGAACAGCAUGUUUUAAGAGAGAAACACUUUAUUCUCAUAAAAUUGUGUUGCCCAAUUACAUUGGGUUGCUAAAUACACAGCAUAUUAAUAAAUUGCUAUGGACAAUCAACUAUAUGUAAAUAUAUAGUACUAUUUGAAUAUAUAUGAGUAUAAUAAAUAAAAUGUUGCAGUACAUACAUGUCUCCCUAUGAGAAACCUUUCUUAAAUUUAAAUUUAAAGGCCAUGAUGUCGACAUAUUUCCUGAAUCCAUCCAUAUGAUGCAGUAGACUUUCCCAAAACGCAAAAAAUCUCUUUUUCCUCAUUAAUUCGUGUUUUAUCUGGUGGUGAAGGCGUGUCAAAGGAAGGAGAAGUUGAAGCAUUUCUCCAACACAUAUGCUGGUGUUUCAGACCCUCUGCCGCUUUUCCGAUAGAGGAACACAACUUCUCUUACCUGUCCGCUGAUACCUGGGACUGUACACAGGGGUACAUAAUUAAUUUUUAGUUUCAGAGCAUUCGACCAUUCAGGCCCAGAAAGUACAUUAUUUAUUCAGUUUAAGGUUCUCUUUAAAAUGGUGAACACCAAUGUCCUGUCAACUGCAGUUGGCUCAUUCCUCAAACAAAUUUUCUCGUAGUGACUGCCGUUAUACCCCAUACUCUCGUAUAUUCCGAUCUUCCUGAUCAACUCUCAAUCUCUCGACACAUUGAGAAACUUCAGCCGACUAAUCGAAGGUUGAUUGGAAAUGGGCAUCUGGUACAUUGGUCAGUCACUGAGCAAAGGAUCAAUCUUGAAGAGGAGCCUCCCAUUAGCAGUGGAUUUAUCCCAAUUCUUGGUACCUUCUGGGAGUGUUUAACAUCGCUGUGGAAAUAUUUGCAUAGACUCCAAUAAAGGCCUUUGCACUCCUGCGAAUCAUGAUGUCAAUUAUGUCAGGACGCAGCUCUGUGAGCACUGUUUGGAAAAGGUAAGUAAGGCCCUGGAAUAGAUACUGAUCGACUAUUUUGCUCCGGUUUAAGUAAGUAAGAGGUUACUAACUUAUUAAGAUUUUCAUUUAAUUUGGUCCCGAAUAUUCAUUGAACUGUAGUUCUUCAGAGAAUGUACAUCUCUGGUUAAGUAUAAAUACUUAAUAAUUUCUCCAUUCUUCAAUAUUAGGAUGUACUCUCUAUUCUCAAGGGAGAGUAUCCUUGUUUCCAGCUCUUCUUUAUUCAAAAUUAUGCCCAUCCUUAUCUGAGGAUUUAUAGCCAAACCAAUUUCCAGUUUUAGCAGUUCGUAAUACACAUCUUCCUGAUUCCACCAUAUGCAUAAACUUAAUUACUAUGAAUAUUCUGCUUUGGCAUCAAUUUGGAUGGCUCUUCUGAAUCAACCCAUGACUUUUGCCCUUGGCAUUGCAGAUAUAUUCUUCAUCCUCAGUCACAAUAGGCAACAUUGUUUACGCCGCUCAGUGUUCAGGAAUUAAAGGAGCCAUGUCUAGCCUGAAAGUCUUAACUAAC